ACAACCUUAAACGAAACGUCAGAGUAAAUUGUAAAAAUGACGGCGUUUACGGUUAUUGGGAAGUUUUGGCAAGAGUACACGAAAACUACGCCGAAAAAGCUCAAAAUUAUCGAUGCUUAUCUGCUUUACGUGUUCCUAACCGGUGUCAUACAAUUCGUCUAUUGUUGCCUUGUUGGAACGUUCCCAUUCAACAGCUUUCUCAGCGGAUUUAUUUCUUGUGUCUCCUGUUUCGUUCUUGGAGUGUGCUUACGACUACAAGUGAAUCCUCAGAAUAAAAGCCAAUUUCAUGGGAUAAGUCCUGAAAGGGGAUUUGCAGACUUUAUUUUUGCACAUAUUAUUCUUCACAUUGUUGUAAUGAACUUCAUUGGUUAAAUUUAGGAAAUAAAUUUGUAAAUUUUUUAAUAAAUCAUCCAUA
Molecule: messenger RNA, 415 nt
Organism: Dufourea novaeangliae
Lineage: Eukaryota; Metazoa; Arthropoda; Insecta; Hymenoptera; Halictidae
Gene: Dad1
Product: dolichyl-diphosphooligosaccharide--protein glycosyltransferase subunit DAD1
Exons: 2
Coding region: 37-372 (111 amino acids)
Biological process (GO): protein N-linked glycosylation
Cellular component (GO): membrane; oligosaccharyltransferase complex
Source: RefSeq, a predicted model, not a curated record